UUACAGGUGAAUUUCGAAUUAAUAGAUUCGCAUGCGAUAAAUGGCAAUAUUGAAGAAAUAUCCUUUAUUGGUGGACGCAUUGGUGUUAUAAAUCCAUUUGGUUUUACAACGCUCAAGGAUCGUGCCAUAAUUUUAAAAAUGGAAAAUGUGCUCGUGAAGAAAAUUGAACCCCAAGCUUUUAAGAAAUUUGCAGUUGAGCAAAUGGAAAUCACAAAUUGCGUAUUCGAACAAAAUGUGCCAUCAAAAGCGUUUUACGAAUUGGAAAUACUAAACUCACUUCACAUUCACAACGUAAAAUUUAGAGAAGUUCAUACGCGAGCUUUUUCCUUUAAAAUGAUCUCUAAAUUGAUAAUAACAAAUAAUUACUUUGAAGCUGUUGAUGGAGAAUGGAUCGAGGCUUAUGUGCGUGAUAAUGUCAUUGUCAGGGAAAACUACUUUGGCCGAACUAGCGUAAUUGCAUUCAAAGGUAUAAGAGUUCAUCGAGAUUAUAUGUCGAGUGAAAGUCUUGAACUCCGUCUAGCAAACAACACUAUCAUAUCACCAUAUGAGCAGCCACGUGCUCUCGAGUUUACCGAAGCAUUUGCAGUUAAUAUAAAGCAACUGCGCUAUGAGAAUGAGUUCGAUUGCAAGGACUUGGAUAUAACGCAGAAGCCGCCAAAGCCUAGAAAUCAAUUCUUUCUGUCAAAUAUUGACAAUAUUUUCUUUUACAAAAUGGGUUUUAACACUUCACAUGAUGCCAAUAAUUAUAACCAAAGUUUUGUAGUCUUAGGCAAAAUAAUCGAGAAGGACUGCCAGCAGCGCUCUUAUUUAUUAUAUAAAGUUUUAGGUAUUGUAGGUUCAGUUUUAUUACUUCUCAUCAUAGCAAUCAGUGUUUGGAUAUAUUUCGUUAAGAAGCGUAGACGAAGGAAAUUAGAUGUGGUCAUACCAGAGCCACGCACCUAUAAGGAAACACAAAUUGUAUACCAAAUUGAAAAUGCUGGCCUUCUUAAGACUGAUUUGUAAGAGUUUAAUUUUUAAACCAAACUAAUAAAGCAAGCGCAGAGAACUAAUUAGGUAAUAUGAAUAGUUAUUUUAUAUACUUAUGUGCUUACGUCUUACGAAAAGCUAUUAUUUCUGAGUACUAUGAAUUGAACCGUUUAAACUGCUCUACCAAAUUUAAGUUAGUAAUUUAAUUGUAUAAUAUGUAUAUAAAAUAUAAAAUCUAU
Teleopsis dalmanni is the source of this 1205-nucleotide messenger RNA. RefSeq lists its product as uncharacterized. The annotation marks the transcript as partial. The transcript has 4 exons. The record is from RefSeq and is a predicted model, not a curated record. Lineage: Eukaryota; Metazoa; Arthropoda; Insecta; Diptera; Diopsidae.